CGUCAAUCAAAACAUUACGACAUUUCCCACAAAUUAUUAUAAAUAAAAUAAUUAGGCCAUAUUUAAAACAAUCAACCAAACCAAAAUAAAAUAAUUAAUAAAUUUGUUUUAAAAAAUCUAACAGGGAAUGUAAAAAUUAUCAAAAUGACGGAGAAUUCUGAAGAGAUCAGAACAGUAAAAGGCAAACGGAAGAUUAAUAUUCGUAAAAUUACUACAUUCGUUUUUAUAUCUGGUUUGGCUCUCGUUUUCGGCUACACGCACUAUAGGUACGUGUCAACAUUAUUCGAAAAUGACCGCAACUUCUCGCAUCUGUCGGAGUUGGAACGGGAAAUGUCGUUCAGGACGGAGAUGGGUUUCUACUAUUCUUAUUAUAAAACCGUGAUCGAGGAGAAGCAAUUCCUGGCCGGCAUAGCUCGGUUGAUGUACGAUAAGCUGAUAGAAUACCCCAAAGACGUGAAUGCUUUGAACAGAUUUAAUAUUGCACCGGAGGUGAUGAUAGCGGCUAUGUACAGAUAUUUGGAGCCCUGGUUGAACACGUCUUCAUAUAAAGAGUGUCACGUGGUUGAGCGGGGUGGUGACCACAGCCCGGUGGAGAGCUGUAUAGGUAUAGGGGAACCGGUGUACUUCUACCUAGAGGUGAUCUGGGUGAUGGCCGGGUUCACAGUCGCAGUACUCUUCUUACAGGCUACGGUUCUCAGUCAGAGCGUUCUCGGCGGUGUGUUCGCUGUGGUUCAGUAUUUUGCGAACCACGCGGAGAGCACCCGAGUCCAGUGGGCACCGAACGAGAGGGAAAACUUCGCGGCCCCGCUCCUUGUGGCGCAAACAUGGCUGCUCAGCAUGCAGCUACGGGAGAGGAACAGGAACACCGUUUUACAAUUGCAGGUGUCAAUAUUUGUGAUCAACGUAUUGUGUCUGCUCUUCUGGCAGUUCACGCAGUUCAUAUUCUUGACGCAGACGGCCAUUUUCUUUGUGAUGGAGCAGUUGAGGAUAAUCGACGUGAAAUCCCUGUCUAUAUUCCUCCACUUGCACUUCUGCAGCCUCCACACAGCGAUACUCCUGCUCCAGGGGAACGAUAUGCUAAAGUCGUCACUAUACGCGUCAUUCUUUUUGGUAGUCUCCAUAUACUGCCUGUUCUUCAGCUCGCUGCGCAUUAAGGUUCAGAAUCGCCUGGAUUUAUACGUGGAAUCCUGGUUGGUUAUGCUCAGGGUGUCCCUGGUCGUGCUCGGUUCAUUCUAUAUCAAGAAACUGAUCAGUGAAUCGCUCCAGCUGGAAGAGGAUUCCCACGUUUGGGACAUCCUGUAUUCAAAGUUCACGGAUUAUAAAAGUUUCCACACGAUGCUAUACACUUGCUCGGAGGUUUUCGACUUCCUGCCGUUGAGCUCGGUGGGGAAUAUGACUAGUACGCUCCUGAUUCCUGCGGCGGCGGUCGCAUCCUGUGUCAUAACAUGCCACUGGCUGUCCGAAGCCACGAGCAAAUACACGAAAGACCUCGGGGAAGUUACCAAAACCACCCAAAACGCUAAAAACGAGGACGAUGACAGUGGAAUAGAGAAUAACUCGGAUGUCGUCAAGAAAAAAGAUUUGGACGUUAUGUUGAAGAAAAUCAAAGCCAAAGUCGAUACGCGGGAAGCCGGGGCCGGCGGCGUAGUGUUGUAUCUGAGGAGUCUUAAGAUAGAUCCGGCGAUAUUCUACAAUCUAUCCCAGAUGGCGGUCUACGGUGUCAUGGCGGCGCUAGUGAUGCGACUCAAGUUGCUUUUCUCGACGCAGAUGUGUAUAUUUUCGUCGCUGAUAGCUAACAGGGAUUAUUAUCCGAUUUCCAGGAAAUAUAAGAAUUACCUUCCGUUUCUGUACGCGGUCAUGGUCAUACCGGUCAUCGUGCAGUUGAGGGCGAACAUUGACAAGGAACUGGCGAAUAUUGGCGAAUUCAGCGACUACCCUCAAGAGGAGUUGUUGUCGUGGAUCAGCCGCGAGGCCGGUGCGGGUGCGUUCGCGGGCUCCAUGCCCAUCAUGUCGGCCGUGGUGCUCAGCACGAGGCGGCCGGUGGUGGCGCACCCACACUACGAGCACAAACACGCCAGACAGAGGGCGUACUCGGUGUACAAGCUGUACGGGAGAUUCCCUCCCGGCGAGGUGUACCAGGAGCUGAACAAGCUGCGGGCGACUUACCUCAUCGUGGAAGACAAGUACUGCUACGGGAAGAGCAAUCGAGGGUGCUCCUUCAAGAGCAUCUGGGACAUAGAAGCGCCUCACCUGGCGUCGCGCCCCGCCCUGUGCCACACCCUGCUCACUCAGCCGGUGGAGCACUUCUACAGGGUGUUCAGGAACGCGCACUACGCUGUGUUCAGGAUUCACGACUUCGAAGUACGUUACAUGCCGCGUAGCUUCGACACUUGACACAUAGAGGCCGCGAGCGUCGCGUCCGUGGGAGACGGAUAAAAUAACUCCAAUAUAUAUGUUGAUGUUAAAAAAAAAUGUAUAAAUGACUGAAAUGAACAUGCUGUAUAAUGAUAUCAAGCUCCCCUGUGGAGUAAGUCCUAUGUCUUGUAGCGUAAGUCGAACCGAGCAAGUGUUUCAAUUGUUAGAAAAUUAUGUGUAGUUUAGUUAAAUAAGUUACAACGAAUACUGUUGUGUUCAUGACGAAAAUAUUAAUUUGUAGAAGAAAUUAAUAAGAGACGAUAAAUAAAGAAAAUGGUGAUUAGGAAACUUUAUAAGAGAUUGUCAUGUUGCAUUUACGGAGUAAGUGACUCACUCCACCUCCCAUUCCGGAGUAAGUGACUCACUCUAUCUCCCAUUCCGGAGUAAGUGACUCACUCCACCUCCCAUUCCGGAGUAAGUGACUCACUCCACCUCCCAUUCCGGAGUAAGUGACUCACUCCAUCUCCCAUUCCGGAGUAAGUGACUCACUCCACCUCCCAUUCCGGAGUAAGUGACUCACUCCACCUCCCAUUCCGGAGUAAGUGACUCACUCCACCUCCCAUUCCGGAGUAAGUGACUCACUCCACCUCCCAUUCCGGAGUAAGUGACUCACUCCACCUCCCAUUCCGGAGUAAGUGACUCACUCCAUCUCCCAUUCCGGAGUAAGUGACUCACUCCAUCUCCCAUUCCGGAGUAAGUGACUCACUCCACCUCCCAUUCCGGAGUAAGGAAACUAGUUUGUUACUUAAAUAUAAAUUAUUUAAAUAUUUUUGACUAAAAUAACGAGAUAUAUUUUUCUAAGUGUCCUAGUUGUAUCUAGAAGUUAGGUAAGUAUUAUUGUUGUGAUCUAAUGCUUUGUGAAGGAAUAAAUAUGUUAUUAAAGAAAAA
Danaus plexippus (monarch butterfly) is the source of this 3303-nucleotide messenger RNA. RefSeq names its product probable C-mannosyltransferase DPY19L1. Gene Ontology annotation, cellular component: nuclear inner membrane. Gene Ontology annotation, molecular function: mannosyltransferase activity. The transcript is spliced from 10 exons. The record is from RefSeq and is a predicted model, not a curated record. NCBI's taxonomy places the organism in Eukaryota, Metazoa, Arthropoda, Insecta, Lepidoptera, Nymphalidae. The coding region runs from base 145 to 2394 and encodes 749 amino acids.